ACUCUCUGAGAUAUUUUCUGGGCAUUUCGGAUCCCAUCCAUGGGGUCCCUGAAUUUAUUUCAGUUGGGUAUGUGGACUCGCAGCCUAUCACCACAUAUGACAGUAUCACUCGGCAGAAGGAGCCGCGGGCCCCAUGGAUGGCAGAGAACCUCGCGCCUGAUCACUGGGAGAGGUACACUCAGCUGCUGAGGGGCUGGCAGCAGACAUUCAAGGUGGAACUGAAGCGGCUGCAGAGGCGCUACAAUCACUCAGGGUCUCACACUUACCAGAGAAUGAUUGGCUGUGAGCUGCUGGAGGAUGGAAGCACCACAGGAUUUCUGCAGUAUGCAUAUGACGGGCAGGAUUUCCUGAUCUUCAAUAAAGACAGCCUCUCCUGGCUGGCUGUAGAUAAUGUGGCUCACACCGUCAAGCGGGCAUGGGAGGCCAAUCAGCAUGAGUUGCAAUAUCAAAAGAAUUAGCUGGAAAAAGAAUGUAUUGCCUGGCUAAAGAG
Molecule: messenger RNA, 490 nt
Organism: Piliocolobus tephrosceles (Ugandan red Colobus)
Lineage: Eukaryota; Metazoa; Chordata; Mammalia; Primates; Cercopithecidae
Product: major histocompatibility complex class I-related gene protein-like
Exons: 2
Coding region: 138-458 (106 amino acids)
Biological process (GO): immune response
Cellular component (GO): external side of plasma membrane
Source: RefSeq, a predicted model, not a curated record